Molecule: messenger RNA, 1306 nt
Organism: Uloborus diversus
Lineage: Eukaryota; Metazoa; Arthropoda; Arachnida; Araneae; Uloboridae
Gene: Tsen34
Product: tRNA-splicing endonuclease subunit Sen34-like
Exons: 9
Coding region: 324-1301 (325 amino acids)
Biological process (GO): tRNA-type intron splice site recognition and cleavage; tRNA splicing, via endonucleolytic cleavage and ligation
Cellular component (GO): tRNA-intron endonuclease complex
Molecular function (GO): nucleic acid binding; tRNA-intron lyase activity
Source: RefSeq, a predicted model, not a curated record
CUAAAUUGUAAACAAUCUCCGAGUUUUUCUCUUUCUUUGGGUUUUUUUUUGUAAAUGAAAUGAACACUUAAUGAAUUUUAAAAUUAAUCAAGGCUGUUAUGAAAGUCGUCAAUGUGUUGUUGUGUACUGUCAGAAUCCAGUUCAUUAUGCAAUGGUUUUCCUGAAAGAUGUAACGUCCAGUGAUUAAUUCCUUUGUUCUGGGUUUUGACUGAAGAUACCUGAGACAUAAAAGAUAUUUUGGACCAUUGAAAGUGAAACACUCUGAUAGCAGUGGAAAUCUCGAGUUUUGCGCUACAGACUUCAGACUGUUUAGUGCAGCAGAUAUGAUAGAGUUGUGUUUCAGCAAUGGCAAAGCAUUUCUGUGGAAUGCUGAUGAUAUUUAUCUUUUGCGUAAAGAUCAUCGUAUUGUCGGAGCUCUCGUCGGUAGCUACCCGAACAAACCCUUCCAGAUGCAUAAUAAAUGGCUCCCCUUGCAAUUAAUGCCGGAAGAAACUAAACUCUUAAUUGAAAAAGGUAUUGCUCGACUGGUACAGAGCCCACAAAAUGGCCCAGAUCCUGAAACUCUGGAUUCCUUUUAUCAACUUCGAGAGAAGCUUUGUGAAGAGCAGAUUAUCCUGAUGAAAGAAAAUCGGCAGAAAACCAUUUUAGAGAAAGCAGACGAAAUUUUUGAAGGGAAGAAAAGAAAACUAUUAGAGUUGAGGGAAGGAAAGACUAAAUCUAAAAAGUCAGUGGGUCAUUCCGAAACAUCCGAAAGUGUUUCAGAAGAAAUGGAAGUGUCAAAAAUUCAAGAAGAAAUUGAAUCCACAUCUGAGGGAACUAGUGAAAGCUCACUGAGCCUAAAAGGGGAUACAAGCGACAUCAUCCUUGAUAAAGACACUAUCAUUCAAGCAGAGCUUUCCAAGGUGUCUGAAAUCAGUAAAGAUCAAUGUAUGGUGCAACUUUUUGCUGAAUGUCCUUGGAAGAAAAAUAUGAUGCUUGAAGAAGUUAACUGGAGGUAUCCAAAUACUGAAGAAGAGAAACUUCGCUUUGCCGUUUUUAAAGAUCUUUGGGAAAGGGGUCUAUAUAUCACAUCGGGCUGCAAGUUUGGAGGAGAUUUUCUUGCUUACGAAGGUGAUCCUUUCAAGUAUCAUGCACUGUACAUUGUGGUCUGCAUUGAGCAAACCUCCAAGUUUCAGGCCAUCGACAUCCUGACCUAUGGUAGACUAGGCAACCAAGUAAAGAAAACCGUCGCCCUGGCAUCGGUUAAUAGCUCCGGCAUUGUAGAAUACAUUUCCCUGAAAUGGGAACCUGACAUGAGGUGACAAAA